Cottoperca gobio is the source of this 834-nucleotide messenger RNA. RefSeq names its product guanidinoacetate N-methyltransferase (gene gamt). Gene Ontology annotation, biological process: creatine biosynthetic process. The record is from RefSeq and is a predicted model, not a curated record. Gene Ontology annotation, molecular function: guanidinoacetate N-methyltransferase activity. Gene Ontology annotation, cellular component: nucleus; cytoplasm. The transcript has 6 exons. NCBI's taxonomy places the organism in Eukaryota, Metazoa, Chordata, Actinopteri, Perciformes, Bovichtidae. The annotation marks the transcript as partial.
GCACCGCAUGCUCAGCCCAUAUUCAGCAGUGGAGAGGACUGCAAGGCCUCCUGGCACGACGCUAGCGCCGGCUACAAUGAGACCGACACACACCUGGAGAUCAUGGGCAAGCCCGUGAUGGAGCGCUGGGAGACCCCUUACAUGCACUCCCUGUCGACCGUUGCAGCGUCAAAAGGUGGUCGGGUUCUGGAGAUUGGUUUCGGCAUGGCCAUCGCCGCCACUAAGAUUGAGUCUUUCCCCAUCGAGGAGCACUGGAUCAUCGAGUGCAAUGACGGUGUCUUCGCCAGACUGGAGAACUGGGCCAAGUCUCAGCCACAUAAGGUCGUCCCUCUGAAGGGCCUUUGGGAGAACGUUGUUCCCACUCUGCCAGAUAACCACUUUGAUGGUAUCCUGUAUGACACAUACCCUCUGUCUGAGGAGACAUGGCACACUCACCAGUUUGAUUUCAUUAAGGGUCACGCUCACAGGAUGCUGAAGUCCGGCGGCGUCCUCACCUACUGCAACCUGACCUCCUGGGGCGAGCUGCUCAAGACCAAAUACGACAACAUUGAGAAGAUGUUUGAGGAGACCCAGGUGCCUCAUCUGCUCCAAGCCGGCUUCAAGAAGGAGAAGAUUAGCACCACCACCAUGGACAUUGGACCACCCACUGAAUGCAAAUACUAUUCCUUCAAUAAGAUGAUCACUCCCACCAUCGUCAAGCAGUAAAGUCUGAAGGCGCUGCUGCAACCUUUCUAUUUUUUUUUUUUUUUUACCAUAAUGUACCUUCUCAUCUGACCCUCCUGACCUUCUCACUCUGUCGGUUUGCCAUAUUUCAAUAAAUACAUUAUACAUUUA